GUGAACGUUCGCACAUCGAAAUGUUAUACAUUCUGCUGCUUGCACUCUUGACCAUGUCUCCCAUAUCCACGGAAGUCGCCCCGGAUCCUAGUAGAGCUAAGAAACAAAAACACAGAAGUGACCAUUCAGAUAAAAACGCAUGGAAAAAAGAAUACGAAGACGAAUUGAGUAGAGCGAUGCUUGCAUCGAGAAAACGCGACAAUUAUACUAGAGUUGUGCAGUCAGCUAUGAUGUCAGAAAACGAGGCUGUCAUAGAAAAGAUCAUGGAGUCGAUCACCACAAGUGAAAAAUAUCUAAAGAAAAUCGACAGCAUAGAUUUCAGACUGAACAGGCUGGACAUCGAAGUACACGAGAAAACCAAUAACAUAUUGAAAUAUCUAGCGGCGCUGUCGAAAUCAUUGCAAAGUCAAUUGUUCCCAGAGAAGUUGGACACUGCAAUAGAUCUAUUAAAGACAGAUAUAAGUUACGUGAGAGCAAAAUUAGAAAAAACAUCGCAAGGAGGUAUUACUCUACCCUAUAUGGAUACUGGCGUAUACAGAUUGGAAUCCGGACUUGACGCCCGUCUUAAGUUCGUUGAAGACCAUAUAAAGGGCAUCAUGGCCAGCGUUGAGUCUAUUUCAGGAGUUAUUUCAGAAGUAAAACAUCGACAGAACAGUAAACUUUAUCACAACCGACAGGAGUCAGGCGGCGGAUUGGACAGCUUGUCAAUAAUAAGUGAGUUUAGAAAAGCGCUCCAUGAACAGAAACCGAAGAAAUGUGAAUGCAAAAUCGGUCGGAUGGACCGUAAUGAGAGAUAUCCUACUGACUGUCAUGAAAUACAAAUUCAAGGGUUCAAUGUAUCAGGCAUCUACAAGAUCAAACCAGACGAUAUUGAUCCGUUCUAUGUUUUGUGUGAUCUUAGCACCGCUGGUGGUGGAUGGACGGUAUUUCAAAAUCGUUACGACGGCUCGCAAGAUUUUUACAAGUCUUGGUCCGAGUAUAAGUAUGGCUUCGGCAACUUGGCGGGCGAGUUCUGGUUGGGCUUGGAGCAGUUGCAUCAUCUCACCAGUCAGAAGCUGUACGAGCUGAGGAUCGAGCUGGAGACGCAGCACGGGAGGGACGGCUUCGCAGGAUACUCGGUCUUCACCAUCGCACCGGAACAUGAAGGCUACAGGAUAAGCACACUCGGCUCCUUCCAUGGAUCUGCAGGUGACUCAUUAUCAUACCACGCCGGGCAGAAGUUUUCGACGUACGAUGCGGACAACGACGAAUGGAAGGAGGGGUCCUGUGCCACCGAACAUGGCGGCGCCUGGUGGUACAAAGAAUGUGACAAAAGCAACCUUAACGGCAAAUAUACACUAUCUGCGGAGGAGCCACAAGGUCAGAAUAUGUACUGGAUCUCGUUUAAAGCGCCUGCGGUGCCGCUCACCAAGUCACGGAUGAUGAUACGUCCCCUGCCAGCAAGUCGGCCACUCGACUACAGCCAGUAUCCCAGGAAAAUUUUAGAGAGCACCAAAGUAAAACCGUCAGAAGAACAGCAGAAGGGGCUUCGGGCGAAACCAACGUUCGAGGGGGCACAUAUAAGGAAGCCUUACCGGUAUGAAGGGCACACGCGAGAAGAAGUAUUUUUCCCAAAUUAUUCGUAGACAUAUCAAUAGACAAAUGUGAACAAUGCAAUAACUGUGGCAAAAGUUCAACUAGAAAUUGUUACAAAGUUUAUUCGAUGUCAUAACGCAAUCUGUUGUGAAUUCAUUUAUUGUUCAAAUUAAUCAAGAGACUUAUUCGAGUGAGAAAUCAUUAUAAUUAAUGUC
Molecule: messenger RNA, 1790 nt
Organism: Papilio machaon (common yellow swallowtail)
Lineage: Eukaryota; Metazoa; Arthropoda; Insecta; Lepidoptera; Papilionidae
Product: techylectin-5A
Exons: 8
Coding region: 21-1625 (534 amino acids)
Source: RefSeq, a predicted model, not a curated record